UUUUGGUGAUGGAAAUGGUCGAUUCCAUAUCAUUAGUGCUAAACAUGAAAGGCAUAGUAGCUUUUGGACCAAAACAUGGAUCUAUACUCUCUCUUAGUUUCCCUACCAACUUAUUUUCGUUCUAUAGCUUUCCCCAAAUGUUAUUUCCGGGUAAGAACGUAAAGCUUGUUUGCGUGAAGGCCACUGCUACUCCGACUGAUGAUCAAGUAAUUAAUCGAAAGUUCAAGAAGUUGCCACCUUCGAGAUGGGGUCAUCAUUUCCUCUCUGCUCAAGUCGAUGUCUCGGAAAUGAAUGGCCUUGCGCAAGAGAUCGAGAUCCUAAAGUUGAAAGUAGGGGAGAUGCUCAUGUUUUCUUCGAUAAGCGUUGAGUCGACCAAGGAGAGAAUCCUUCUUAUAUAUAUGCUUCUGAGCCUUGGUGUAGCGUUCCACUUCAAAGAUGAGACUGAGGAGAUUCUAGAAGAGAGUUUUGAAAAGAUAAAUGAGAUGAUAGCAGAUGAAGAUGAUUUAUACACGAUUUCCACCAUGUUUUGGGUGUUCAGAACAUACGGUUACAACAUGUCUCCCGACGUUUUCAAGAGAUUCAAAGGGGAGAAUGAAAAGUUUAAUAAGGAAUCUCUAAUCGGUGAUGUCAAGGGUAUGGUGAGCUUGUAUGAAGCUUCUCACUUGAGGACGAGGAGAGAUGAUAUCUUGGACGAAGCGUUAAGCUUCACGACAAGGAACUUGGAGUCGUUAGCUAUAGCCGGAUCAAGUUCUCCCCAUAUUUUAAUGCGUAUACGAAAUGCUCUUUGCAUGCCUCAGCAUUACAAUGCCGAAAUGGUAUUCGCGAGGGAAUACAUUUCUUUUUAUGAACAAGAAGAAGAUCACAACAAGAUGCUACUCAGAUUUGCUAAGAUCAAUUUCAAGUUCUUGCAGCUAAACUGGAUUCAAGAACUGAAAUCCCUUAGCAUAUGGUGGAAGCAGCAAGACCUUGCAUCUAAACUCCCACCUUACUUCAGGGACAGGUUGAUCGAGUGCUAUUUAUUAGCAUUAAUUGUACAUUACGAGCCACAGUUUUCACGUGGUAGAGUUGCACUAGCUAAGAUCAACACAGUGCUUACCCUUGUUGAUGACACUUGUGAUAGAUAUGCAUAUGGUAAUGUUUCUGAAGUUGCAGCUCUUGUUCAUUGCGUGGAAAGGUAA
Camelina sativa (false flax) is the source of this 1178-nucleotide messenger RNA. The record is from RefSeq and is a predicted model, not a curated record. Lineage: Eukaryota; Viridiplantae; Streptophyta; Magnoliopsida; Brassicales; Brassicaceae.